GAAGGGGACUCUAGUCUUGAGGGACUCAGAGGCCUGAGGUGGCUCCUGAGAUCUCGCUCUGUGAUUGCAUCCCAGUGGUGAGGGGAUGUCUUGUUCCAGCCACACAUGUGAGGGCGAGUUCAGUCUCCCCAAUUCCAGCACUCAAUCUCCACCAGUGCCAAGGGUGGAGUCAAGAGAAUGGGAACAUGAGUAAGGACAGGGCUGCAUCUGAAUUCAGGCAGUGCGAAUUUUCCUGCAGAUAUUUUGCUGCACAGGUGCUCUGUACCUGGAAGGAAGCCAGGCUCCUCUCCAUCAUUGGAGAGAAGUGACAUAGUCCAGUUAGGUCUCUCCUCACAGAUGAGGCGAUGUUUGGGGUCAGCUCUACCUUGUCCUGUUGUUGCUGUCCUAUUUGACUUGCAGGAACAUGUCAAAAGGGCAAGGAUUCUUUUAUCUCAGGUUCCUGCCACAAAACAGGUAUGGAUGGGAGGCAGCUGCCAGCCCUCGGGGGAGGACUGAGCCAGCUGGACACCAGGAAGAUUGGUGGUGGUGACCAGGGGACAAAGACCUGCGGGUACAGAGAGGGGGAUGGCGCUCUGGGGAAGAACAGGGUUGAUAAGGUAGGUAAACAGGCAGAGCAAAACAGAGGAAGAGAAGAGCUGGGGGCAGAGUUCUGGACCCAGAGCAGCCACUGCCAGCAGAGCUGGAGCCACCGCCUCCUGGGCAGAGGAUGGGCUGGACAUAAGAGCCAGGGGGCAUUGAGACAGAGUAAGCCUGUGCAUUCACAACCACUCGUUCCAGAAAAGAGUUGGUACUAUGGGUGGCAGGCAACAACUCGCUGGUCUUCUGCUGCUGUUAUUUCUGCUGUGGGUCCUAGCACAGCCCUUGUGGCCCGCAGCCGUGGCCCUGGCCCUGCGUUGGCUCCUGGGGGACCCCACAUGCUGCAUGCUGCUUGGCCUGGCUGUGCUGGUGCAACCCUGGCUCAGCCCCUGGAUGCCCCACUGGGUGAGCCUGGCAGCUGCGGCCAUUGCACUGAUGCUGCUACCCCCGCGGCCACCUCCAGGUCUACGCUGGCUGCCUUCAGACAUUACCUAUGUGCUCAAGGUUAUCUUCUUAGGCCUGCGGGUUAGGCAACGCUUCAAUCGGCAGCCUCCUGAUACCUUCGUGGAUACCUUUGAGUGGCAGGCACAAGUACACCCUGGCCGUGUGUCUUUGGUGUGGACAGGCCCUGGGGCUUGCUCUCUCACCUUCAGUGAGCUGGAUGCCAGGGCUUGCCAGGCAGCAUGGACUCUGAAGGAUCAUCUGGGCGGCUCCACUGGCCUAAUUGCUGGGGAACCUGUUGCCCUCCUGGUACUGGCCUCUCAUGCCAUUCCUGGUCUGAGUCUGUGGCUGGGGCUGGCCAAACUGGGCUGCCCAGUGGCCUGGAUCAACCCACAGGUCUGUGGGCCUCCACUGGCGCACUCUGUGCUGGCUUCUGGGGCCAAGGUGCUGCUGGUGGACCCAGAUCUCCAGGACAGCCUGGAGGAAGUGCUUCCCAAACUGCAGGCCGAGAACGUCCAUUGCUUCUACUUUAGCCCUAGCUCCCCUACACCAGGGGUGGGGGCUCUGGGAGCUGCCCUGGAUACUGCAUCGUCCAAGCCAGUGCCUGCUGACCUGCGUGCCAAGAUCACCCGGAAGAGCCCUGCUGUGUACAUCUACACUUCAGGGACCACCGGGCUCCCAAAGGCGGCUAUUGUCACACAUGAGAAGAUCCUGCAGAUAAGCCAAAUGCUAUCCUUGUGUGGGGUCACACCUGAUGACAUCGUGUAUGUGGUCCUGCCUCUGCAUCACACAAUGGGCCUUAUUCUUGGGCUCCUGGGCUGCUUAGAGCUUGGAGCCACCUGUGUCCUGGUCCCCAAGUUCUCCGCCUCCAACUUCUGGAGAGACUGCCGGCAGCAUGGCGUGACUGUGAUUCUGUAUGUGGGCGAGGUUCUGCGGUACCUGUGUAAUGUUCCCCAGCAACCAGAUGACAAGAUACACUCAGUCCGCCUGGCGAUUGGCAAUGGACUCCGGGAAAACGUGUGGAAGGCCUUCCAGCAGCGCUUUGGUCCCAUCCGGAUUUGUGAAGCCUAUGGCUCCACCGAGGGCAAUGCUGGCUUCUUCAACUAUCCAGGGCAUUGUGGGGCCGUGGGCAAGACGAGCUGCUUUCUUCGAAUGCUGGCUCCUUUUGAGCUCGUGCAGUUUGACACUGAGGCAGCGGAGCCUGUGAGGGACAAGCGAGGAUUCUGCAUCCCUGUGAGGCCAGGGAAAGCAGGGCUCCUCCUGACUAAGGUCCUACGCCGCAACCCCUUCAUGGGCUACCGCGGGCCCAAAGAACAGUCAGAACGGAAACUGGUGCAACAUGUGCGCCAAGAAGGCGAUAUUUACUACAACACCGGGGAUGUACUGGUCAUGGACCAGGAAGGAUUCCUCUACUUCCAAGACCGACUUGGAGACACCUUCCGAUGGAAGAGUGAGAACGUGUCUACCCGGGAGGUGGAGAGCGUGCUGAACCUUGUGGACUUCCUGCAGGAAGUGAAUGUCUAUGGCGUGCCUGUGCCAGGGUGUGAAGGCAAGAUAGGCAUGGCAGCCGUGCAGCUGGCCCCUGGCCGGACUUUCAAUGGGCAGGAGUUGUACCAGCAUGUCCGUGCCUGGCUCCCAACUUAUGCUGCUCCACAUUUCAUCCGCAUCCAGGACACCCUGGAGAUCACCAGCACCUUCAAGCUGAAGAAGUCUCAGUUGGUGCAAGAGGGCUUCAACAUGGAGAUCAUUGGUGACCCCCUGUUUAUACUGGACAACCAGGCCCAGACCUUUCGGCCCCUGACAGCAGACACGUACCAGGCUGUGUGUGAGGGGACCUGGAAGCUCUGACCACCCAGCCAACCCCAGGACAUCUGAAGGAGCAGGGACCAAUGCUGAUCCCAACUCUGUGGCUACUAUGCAUUCCAGCCUGGCCCCACAGUUGGAAAUGACAUGGGGCCUGUUAGCAUAGCAACAAUAAAUUUGAAUGUGUACCCAGAAAUUGGUGUUUGUGUGCAUGGAGAAGUGCAGGAUGCAGUGCUGCGGGACCUUCCUCUAGGGCUCCCAGUGUCUUCAGAGACCCCAGCCCUGUGUGGG
This is a messenger RNA of Ochotona princeps (American pika), 3111 nucleotides long. It is a transcript of the gene SLC27A5, whose product is annotated as solute carrier family 27 member 5. Gene Ontology annotation, cellular component: endoplasmic reticulum membrane; endoplasmic reticulum. Gene Ontology annotation, molecular function: long-chain fatty acid-CoA ligase activity; long-chain fatty acid transmembrane transporter activity; fatty acid transmembrane transporter activity. Gene Ontology annotation, biological process: triglyceride mobilization; bile acid biosynthetic process; very long-chain fatty acid metabolic process. The transcript has 10 exons. The coding region runs from base 793 to 2865 and encodes 690 amino acids. The record is from RefSeq and is a predicted model, not a curated record. NCBI's taxonomy places the organism in Eukaryota, Metazoa, Chordata, Mammalia, Lagomorpha, Ochotonidae.